Molecule: messenger RNA, 2995 nt
Organism: Abrus precatorius (Indian licorice)
Lineage: Eukaryota; Viridiplantae; Streptophyta; Magnoliopsida; Fabales; Fabaceae
Product: ubiquitin carboxyl-terminal hydrolase 14-like
Exons: 20
Coding region: 173-2608 (811 amino acids)
Biological process (GO): protein deubiquitination
Molecular function (GO): zinc ion binding; cysteine-type deubiquitinase activity; protein binding
Source: RefSeq, a predicted model, not a curated record
AGAGUUCAGUAGCUACAAGGAACCGUUAAUCCGGUCAACGUCAAACCACGGUUCAAAGACGGUCCAGUUUUGAAAUCUCAUUUUUUUUGCAUUGCAUUGGAGCAGGAUAAUUGAAGCGCCCAGUGAGUGAGUGUGUUUUGCUCCGUGAAGGGUUUUCGCUGUUUCUCUGAACAUGGCAAUCGAAUCCUUGGAUUUGUUCCGUUCCAAUCUCUCUCGAGUUCGGAUUCCACAACCUACCAAUCGCAUCUUCAAGCACGAAUGCUGCGUUUCUUUCGAUACUCCGAGAUCAGAAGGUGGUUUGUUCAUCGACUUGUACACUUUCCUUGCUUUUGGGAAGGAUUUUGUUGAUUGGAAUUAUAAGAAGACAGGAAAUCCUGUCUAUUUGCAUAUAAAGCAGACAAAGAAGUUAAUUUCAGAAGACAGACCAUUAAAGAAGCCCACUAUCUUGGCUAUAGGUGUUGAUGGUGGUUUUGAUAACAAUGAGCCUGAAUAUGAGGAAAAUCAUAGUAUAGUCAUAUUACCUGAGUAUGUGUCCCUUCCAUUCCCCUCUGUGGAAUUGCCAGAGAAGGUGAGGUUGGCAGUUGAUACAAUCUUGUUAUCUGAGGGUGCCGAACGAAAGGAGCAACUUGCAGCUUGGACUGCUGAUAAGAAACAAGUUAGUGCCUAUGCGAUGACUUUACAACAGAUUGACAAUGGUGUUGUUAUUCCACCCAGAGGGUGGAAAUGUGCUAAAUGUGAGAAGACUGACAAUCUUUGGCUAAAUUUGACUGAUGGAAUGAUUCUUUGUGGGAGGAAAAACUGGGAUGGAAGUGGUGGAAACAACCAUGCUAUUGAGCAUUACCAGAAAACAAGCUACCCCCUUGCUGUAAAGCUUGGGACUAUCGCUGCAGAUCUGGAAGCAGCAGAUGUUUUCUCGUAUCCAGAGGAUGAAAGUGUCUUGGAUCCACAAUUAGCCCAGCAUCUGGCAUUUUUUGGCAUUGACUUUUCAUCACUACAAAAGACUGAAAUGACAACUGCUGAAAGAGAACUUGAUCAAAAUACAAAUUUUGAUUGGAAUCGGAUCCAAGAAAGUGGACAAGAAGUAGAUCCAAUUUUUGGACCUGGAUAUACAGGAUUGGUCAAUAUUGGAAACAGUUGUUAUAUGGCUGCAACUAUGCAAGUUGUGUUUUCAACAAGAUCCUUCAUAUCACGGUACUACUUGAACCAAAGUCUAAAGAAGGCAUUUGAGGUGUCUCCUGCCGAUCCAACUGUAGACCUAAAUAUGCAGUUGACAAAAUUGGCUCAUGGUUUACUUUCUGGUAAAUAUUCUGUUCCGGCAUUUGAGAUCGAUGAAAAAGAAGAUGUUGCUACUUCAACUACAACUGCUAAACAAGAAGGGAUACGCCCACGUAUGUUCAAAUCUGUAAUUGCUGCCAGCCAUCCUGAAUUUUCCUCUACGCGACAACAGGAUGCUUUAGAGUUUUUCCUGCAUUUUCUUGAGCAAGUUGAACGAGCUCACGCUGGGAAAACUGAACUGGAUCCAUCGAGGAGUUUCAAGUUUGGUAUUGAAGAUAGAAUUUUGUGUUCAUCUGGAAAAGUUACAUAUAAUAGAAGGCAUGACUACAUUCUUUCUCUCAAUAUCCCAUUAAAUGAAGCAACUAACCAAGAAGAAUUAGAAUCCUUUCACAAACUGAAAGCAGAGAAACUUGCAGAAGGAAAAGAAAUAAAUGGUGAUGAGAUUGUGCGUCCUAGGGUGCCUUUAGAAGCUUGCCUUACAAACUUCUCAGGUCCAGAGGAGAUACAUGACUUUUACAGUACUGCUUUGAAGGCAAAGACAACUGCACAGAAGACUGCAGGUCUGAUCUCGUUUCCUGAUUAUCUGGUGUUACAUAUGCGGAGAUUUGUUAUGGAGACAGGAUGGGUACCCAACAAGCUUGAUGUGUAUAUUGAUGUUCCUGAUAUCAUAGACAUCAGUCAUAUGCGCAGCAAAGGUCACCAGUCUGGAGAAGAGCUGUUACCAGAUGGGGUAUCUGAUGAGGAGGAUUCAAACAAAAUUUUGCCCAAUGAAGAAAUUGUCUCACAGCUGGUUUCCAUGGGCUUUAAUCAUCUGCAUUGUCAGAAAGCUGCCAUAAAUACAUCAAAUGUUGGAGUGGAAGAGGCAAUGAAUUGGUUACUAUCUCACAUGGAUGAUCCAGAUAUUGACAUUCCUAUUUCCAAAGGCAAUGGCUCUGAAACUUCAACUAUUGUUGAACAAUCGAAAGUUGACACCCUAAUGUCGUUUGGAUUUGAAGAAGAAAUUGCUAGAAAGGCACUGAAGGCAUCGGGUGGUGACAUUGAGAAAGCAACAGAUUGGAUAUUUAACAAUCUUGAUGCAUCAGUCUCCAGUAUGGAUGGUGCCACGUCAAACGCUGCUUCCCCUCCCAGUGAUGUUGACCUACCUGAUGGUGGCGGGAGAUAUCGCCUUCUUGGUAUUGUAAGCCACAGUGGAAGCUCUACGCAGUGUGGUCACUAUGUUGCUCACGUUUUAAAAGAUGGUAGAUGGGUUAUUUUCAACGACAACAAGGUUGGGGCUUCCAUUAAUCCUCCGAAGGAAAUGGGCUAUCUUUAUUUCUUCGAGAGGCUUGAUUAAAUAUAGUGUGUCAGGCGUUGAACAAGGUGAACAUUUCAAUCAUGAAGAGGCGCAGGACGUUUUAGAAUGGCACUAACAAGCCACCUACUUCUGCUGACGUGAUAAUUGCUACCCUUGUCUUAUUAGCAUGGUGAACAAUCCUAUAAUUGGCUGGAUCUUCUUUUCUUGCUUGUCAGCAUUAAUGAAGCGUUUUGGAACGUUAUUUAUCAUUCAUCUUCUAGAAAUUGGUUGCAUGUUCUUAGGAAUUCAGAUAACAAUAGAGUAACGAAUGAUCAGUUUUAGGAAUUCAAACAGUACAGCAACGAGCGAUCAGUUUUGGUGAAUGUUAUGCAGUUUCAAACAAUAGCAAGCGUAUUGGUCGCGCCCAAUUGUCAUAUGAUCAAUCAG